This is a messenger RNA of Daldinia decipiens, 1484 nucleotides long. Its product is annotated as alpha/beta-hydrolase. Gene Ontology annotation, molecular function: serine-type peptidase activity. The transcript has a single exon. Gene Ontology annotation, biological process: proteolysis. NCBI's taxonomy places the organism in Eukaryota, Fungi, Ascomycota, Sordariomycetes, Xylariales, Hypoxylaceae. The coding region runs from base 432 to 1139 and encodes 235 amino acids. The record is from RefSeq and is a predicted model, not a curated record.
CAUGUUAAUGCCUCCGAGCUAAUAAGGAGGAUAUUCCGACCCCUGAAAAUUACUGGAAUAGGUAUAGACUUUAGCCCUGUUUGAAAAUAAUUUUAGGAUACAUGGAAAACCCCCCUAUUCAGAAGUAUUUCUGAUCGAUCCUUAAUUGCUGGCCGUUUUCUUAGUUAAAGCGCAGCACCCUCUCUAUGUAGGUGCGAGGAGGCAAAAGCCAGCACUAAUAGGGAUACAUGAGGCCUCGUAGACAAUGCCGACAGAGGCUCUGCCACCACGUACGGUUAAAGUAGUAAGAGCCAAUCGGUCUUAAUAUUUCCCCAAUCCCAUGUACCAAUGGCAUUUUUUCUUAUUUACAAUAUCUCACACUUACACCAUCGAGAUCUUUGGCUUAAUUGCCCAUCUUUCUCUUACCUACUAGCCUCAUCGUCCUAAUCGACAUGACCCUAGAUUUGAAGCUCGAUUUCUACCCCGCAUCAGACCCCAGCCGCACAGGGGUUCUCGUGCUCCCAGGUGGCGGGUACGAGUUUAUUUCCAUGGAUAAAGAAGGAACGGCUCCAGCACGAUGGCUCAACGACCAUCGGUUAGAUGCAUGGGUACUCUCAUACACGACCGCCGGUCCGUCAAGUCCAGCGCCCAUCUUCCCAGCUCCGCAACGCGAGGCGCUCGAGGCAGUGCGGCAGAUUCGGGCGUCGGGGCGGGUCGACAAGCUAGGAAUAUGGGGCUUUAGCGCCGGCGGGCAUCUUGCAGCUGUGACGGUGACGGAUCCCGGUGCAAACCUAGAUUUUGCGAUCCUUGCUUAUCCGGUUAUCAGCAUGGCGGCGGGUACAACCCAUGAGGGCUCGCGACGCAACCUGAUCGGCGAUGGGUGCGAAGCUGGUAGUGACGCCGAGAAUGCCAUGUGUGCUGAGAAGCGCGUCGACACGAACACACCGCCAACGUUCCUGUUCCACACCGCAAACGACGAUGCAGUGCCAGUCCAGAAUACGUUGGAGUUUGCUACAGCGAUGGCCAAGCACAGGAGGCCAUUUGAAGCUCUUGUUCUUCCGGAUGGUCCACAUGGGCUAGGGUUAGCACUUGGGGAUGAACGGUUGGGUUGGACGAGUGAAUUAGAGAGAUGGUUGAAGUUUUCCGUUUCAAAUGUUUAGACUCCCAUAGAGCACCUUGUUAAGAGUAUGCCUUCAAUGUUCAGCAAAAAUCAGAAAACCCCGCUAUACUGGGGCUUCUCUAGACAUAGCUAGAACGUAGAUACUUGAUAUACCUAUGCUAUUUCCGAUAAUCAGCGAUCGACUAUAUUCUAUGAGGAUUAUGUCGAAAUAUACUCUACAUAAAAGCAAGGCUUGGCACGACUACUGGGUCUCAACCCUUUCACCGGCUGCGCCAUUUAAUCGAUAGAAAGGGUUAUAUAAAACAUGUACUGCUUAAUUCACGUAAGAUCGAUGUAGUUAAGUUAUCACAAAUCUCACAAGUGACAAAAUAGUACAAAAUUAAGC